CGAGAAUUAUUGAUUCUCCAUUUCUAUAAUUCCAUAUUUUACCAAGUAUGAAUAUGAGAAUAUUUUAUUUUAUUUUCAGUUGCCAGUGCAUUUUUCUACACAGAGAUAAAAGAUAGCAUAUUUAGGAAAAUGUUGUCCCAAGUAAUAGGACUAUUCUGGAUCAAAUGGGAGCUCCAUGGAAUGGUCGGAUUUAGCCUGUUCCUACAGUUUGUGCUUCUUUUGGUUGGCAAUCGUUGGAAAUUGCAAGGCCGAAUAUCUCUUUAUGUUACCAUCAUAGUUUGGUCGGCAUACUUAACAGCUGAUUGGAUAGCCACAUGUGCCAUGAGCACUCUCCUCAAGGCCAAAGAGGAUUAUAUCAAUGGCAGACUCGUUGUGUUUUGGACACCGUUCUUGCUCUUGCACCUCGGCGGCCCGCACACCAUCAAUGCCUUCACCUUAGCAGACAACGAGCUCUGGAUGCGGUCUUUUCUUGGCUUCAUCAUCCAGGUUGGAGUGGCUGUUUAUGUUUACAUUAGGUUCAGAGGCAAUUCCAAUAUCCUCACUUAUAUGGCCAUUCCUUUAUUCGCAGCGGGGAUUAUUAAGUAUGGAGAAAGGAUUUGGAUUCUCAGGGAAGCAAGCAGAAAGCGAUUUAGCAAAUCCAUUUUCUCAGCUCACAAAACUCAAGUUAAUCCACCGAACAAAGGUUCAUGGACAGUUGAUGAUCGAGCUAAAACAUUGGAUGAGUAUUUAAGAAGCAAAGGAGUUAUUCCAGAAGGGAAAAACAUCUAUAAAGCAUUUCGCCUUUACAAGAUGUUCAUGCCUCUCUUUUUGGACCUGAAGCUUAGGUUUGACAAAGAUUUAACCCAAAAAAUAAUUCUACCGUCCAUGUCGAUUGAAUUCAACGGUGCCUUCAAAGUGGUCGAGAUGGAGCUUGGGUUUUUGUAUGAUGUGCUUUACACUAAGACUACCAUACUGCAAUCUUUGGUUGGUAAAAUCCUUCGCGCCAUCUGCUUGUUGUCCACUUUAUCGGCACUAACAGCCUUCUCAAUCAUAGUUGAUAAGAGCAGCUACCCAAAACCCGAUGUUGCUAUGACCUACAUGCUGCUCAUUGGAGCUUUCUUUCUCGAUGUUUUCGCCGUCAUUUCGCAUGUUUCCUCAAACUGGCAAAUGCUCGAUCCAACCAUCAGACACAAUAAGGUGCAUAAGUUUAUCAGCUGUCUUAGAUUUUUCUCGUCAAUCCAUUGUGGUGAGGACAAGAAGGAAAUAGCGUUCAUUGCACAACAGAGCUUCAUAAAGUAUUGCCUCCAUACUGAGAAAUCUUUGUGGCCAAAGAUUGUACGACUUAUUGACACUGAAGAUACCUUCGCAAAGUUUCGGUGGACUACCUGGGAACCAGUGAAUGAUGAUCUUAAAAAGUUCAUUUAUUCUAGUCUUAAACAGAAGCAGGAGAAAUAUCGUGAAAGCAAAUUUGAGUAUGAGAAGCUCUCACAAUUAUUAACGGGUAAGGGAAAAUCCGUGCUUAUUAGAGAGGGCGUUUUAGAGAAAAUACAGAUCUUGUCAGAGAAAUUCCAAAGGAGCAUUGAAGAUGAAGAAUUCAGCCAGUACCUCCUUCUCUGGCAUAUUGCAACAUCUCUUCUUUUCCACACUAAUCAUGGAAAAUAUACGGGUUCAUAUUACAGAAUUAGCAAGCUCUUGUCAGAUUAUAUGAUGUAUCUCCUCUUGUUGCGGCCGAACAUGCUCCCUAAGGGAAUUGGGGAAGAGAGGAUCAGAGAAACUCGGGACGAGGUGAUAAAUUUCUUAAACAAGCAGAGUUCACAGACUGAAAGUGAAGCCGGUGAUGCUUUGUUUAACAACAACGUCUCUUCAAGUAGAACAGACAAGCGUCCAGACGGGAUCCUGGUUCAAAGCAAGUCAGUGCUCCAAGACGGGCGCAAGCUGGCGCAUCAGUUGGAGGGAUUGGUGGAGGAGGAGGAAUUGACGUGGGAUCAUGAAGAAAAAUGGAAGAUGAUUGCUGAUGUGUGGAUGGAAAUGCUGGUAUUUGCUGCUAGCAAAUGUGAAUGGAGAGAGCAUAAGACACAGAUGAAGAAUGGCAAGGAAUUGCUCACUCACGUAGCCCUUCUUAUGGUACAUUUUGGCCUGACUGGACAUGUCCAAGUCGUCGAUAUCCAAAGCAACCAAGUGGAACCAGUGCAGCCUCAAGAAGAUCGCUCGUCGCGAUGGGAUUGGGAACUUUCUCAUUUGCCUAAUUACCUGGUAUAAGAAAAUGUGUAAUGUAAUUUGGCAUAUAGAACUACUUUUUUUUACAUUUAAUUUCUUAUGUUUAUUGCAUUUUGGCACAUUAAAUCUACUUUUUUUUGGCAUUUAAUUUCUUAUGUUUAAUGUAACCUGGCGCAUGGAUGUACUUUU
This is a messenger RNA of Rubroshorea leprosula, 2385 nucleotides long. The record is from the annotation of a GenBank genome assembly. NCBI's taxonomy places the organism in Eukaryota, Viridiplantae, Streptophyta, Magnoliopsida, Malvales, Dipterocarpaceae.